Daphnia pulicaria is the source of this 1012-nucleotide messenger RNA. Its product is annotated as golgin subfamily A member 6-like protein 22. The transcript has 3 exons. The coding region runs from base 207 to 845 and encodes 212 amino acids. NCBI's taxonomy places the organism in Eukaryota, Metazoa, Arthropoda, Branchiopoda, Diplostraca, Daphniidae. The record is from RefSeq and is a predicted model, not a curated record.
CUUCUCUCCUUUCCAAUCCUCCUAUUUUUUCUAGUAAACACAAUUGUGUCAGUCUCAGUGAGGAACUUUCACAUAAGAAAAGUCUAUUUUGUUUUCCAAGCAAUAGUUUUUCCUCUCGGCCUCUGAUUAGUACGAGGUUUUUGUUCAAAUUCAUGAUUGAGAGUUAACGCUCUUAGGCUCAACUUAUUAAAAAAACAACUUGUGAAAUGGACAACAAUCGCUUCAUAUCGCGGUUGCAUCCUUUUGUGGCAGCGCGUAAUUCUAUGCACAAUAGUGUUUCGCCCGAAAUUCACCGAUCUCCUUCUGUAGCUAGUAAUAUUCGACGAUGUGCAACUAAAAUAACAUCAGAUGAACAACGUGCUAAAGCUCGUGAACACCAAAAAAGAUGGAGAGAAAAACUCAAAACUGAUGUGGCUAAAAGUGCAGAAUAUAGAGAAAUGCAGCGUGAAAGGACCAGGAUGUGGAAGGAAAAAAUGAGAAUCAAUGAAGCUGAGAGAUUUGGGGAGAUUAGCAGGAAACACCAAGAACAAUGUAAAAAAUGGUGGGACAAGCUGACACCAGAGCAAAGAAGAGAGAAGCGGAAACAGUACAACCUCAAGUGGCGACAGAAUCAAAAGAAGGGUGAUAGUGACUCUUCAGACAGUAAAGAGACUGAUAACUGGCAAUCAUACAAGUCAUACAAUCAAACGAUGUCAGAAAACAACUCAGGACCAAAAGCUGCCACACCUCUGACAGCUCCUGAUUAUUAUUCUGUGAAAAAUGCCAGAUUCAAGAUUCCGUUCAAAGAGGAACCGCUUCUUAGAAAUACUUGGAUAUUGCAAGCUUUUCCUUUCGGGCCUCGUUAAAAUAAAAUUUUAAAAAAAAAGAAUCUCUUCCUCCCCUCGUGACUGUUCGAAUUUGAUAAAGAAAAGAAAAUCCCAAAAAAUCGCUGUUCAUGUUUGUAUAGUUUGGCUUGUGCUCAUGAUUCUUGUACCAUUUGCUUGGGGAAAUAAAUGAUUAGUUUCGUCUUGCA